GCUUCCAUCGACGGAGAGGUAACUCCGCGAGGCUGUCGUACACUUUGCAGUUCAAUCAAAAACCUUUUUGGUGGAAAAUUUCCCGAAGUGCAGCACGUGUUUAUCGGUGUUUGUCUGUUCCAGUCAAAAUUAAAAGAAAUUACAAUGCCGUCUGAUGCAAAGAAACGCGAACAACAACGUAAGAAGGAUGCUGCAAAGGCUAGACAGGCUGGCAAGAAAGGACCAGCUGAGCAGAAAAAGGAUGAUGUGCAAGAGAAAGUCAACGGCACAACCACUAAUGGCACCAUCAAGGAGGUGCCCUUGUCAGCAGAGGAAGCAUUGUGUGCCAAAUUAGAAUCUGAUGCUAGGCUGAAUGCUGAGGCCAGAUCUUGCACAGGAUCCUUGGCAGUGCAUCCCAAGUCUAGGGAUGUUAAAAUUGCCAAUUUUUCCAUUACUUUCCAUGGCUGUGAAAUGUUGCAGGAUGCUAUGUUGGAAUUGAAUUGUGGUCGUAGAUAUGGAUUAUUGGGUCUUAAUGGAAGUGGUAAAUCCACUGUUUUGGCUGUGCUGGGUAAUAGGGAAGUUCCAAUUCCUGAUCAUAUAGAUAUAUUCCAUUUGACACGCGAGAUUGCCGCUUCUGAUAAGUCAGCUUUGAAGUGUGUAAUGGACGUAGAUGAGGAGCGCGUGCGGUUAGAGAAAUUGGCUGAACAAUUGGUCGCCUGUGAAGAUGACGAAGCUCAAGAACAGCUUAUGGACAUCUACGAACGUCUCGAUGAUAUGUCCGCAGAUACUGCCGAAGCUCGCGCAGCUAACAUCUUGCACGGUCUUGGCUUCGAUAAAGAUAUGCAGGCGAAGGCAACAAAAGAUUUCAGCGGAGGUUGGAGAAUGCGUAUCGCUUUGGCCAGAGCUCUUUAUGUUAAACCUCACUUGUUGCUGUUGGAUGAGCCCACAAACCAUUUGGAUUUGGACGCCUGUGUGUGGCUCGAAGAGGAACUGAAAGACUACAAGCGUAUUUUGGUCAUCAUUUCACAUUCACAAGAUUUCUUGAACGGUGUGUGUACCAAUAUCAUCCACGUAAAUAAGAAAAGGCUUAAGUAUUAUACUGGUAACUACGAUGCUUUCGUCAGAACUCGCAUGGAGUUGCUCGAAAAUCAAAUGAAGCAGUACAAUUGGGAACAGGACCAGAUUAACCACAUGAAGAACUACAUCGCUAGAUUCGGUCACGGUUCCGCCAAGUUGGCCAGACAGGCACAAAGUAAAGAAAAGACUUUGGCGAAGAUGGUUGCACAAGGUUUGACCGAGAAGGUGGUCAGCGAUAAAAUAUUGAACUUUUACUUCCCGAGCUGUGGCAAGGUUCCUCCGCCAGUCAUCAUGGUGCAGAACGUCAGUUUUAGAUACAACGAUGACACCCCAUUCAUUUACAGGAACUUAGAGUUCGGUAUCGAUCUGGACACGAGGUUGGCUCUCGUGGGUCCCAAUGGUGCCGGCAAAUCAACUUUGCUUAAACUGUUGUACGGAGAUUUGGUUCCAACCGAGGGAAUGAUCAGGAAGAACUCGCAUUUGAGAAUCGCCAGAUAUCACCAACAUUUACACGAGCUGCUCGAUUUGGAUGUGACUCCUUUGGAUUACAUGAUGAGAGCUUUCCCUCAAGUUAAGGAACGCGAAGAAAUGAGGAAAAUCAUUGGCAGAUACGGUUUGACAGGCAGGCAACAGGUCUGCCCGAUUAGACAAUUAUCCGACGGUCAGAGAUGCAGAGUCGUAUUUGCAUGGUUGGCAUGGCAGACACCUCAUUUGCUGUUACUCGACGAACCUACUAACCAUCUUGACAUGGAAACGAUCGAUGCUCUUGCAGAAGCCAUCAACGAUUACGACGGUGGCAUGGUUUUAGUUAGUCACGACUUCAGACUGAUUAGUCAGGUCGCUCAAGAAAUUUGGGUUUGCGAAAAGGGAACGUGCACAAAGUGGCAAGGUGAUAUCCUCCAAUACAAGCAGCAUCUCAAGACCAAGGUUCUUAAGGAUAACGCUAAACGAAAAUAAUUCGUUUAGACACAAAUUUAGCUAUAUUGUUUUACACCUUUAUUUAUUCAGUAAUUAAUAUUACAAAUGUUGCUUAGCUAAAUUUUAUCUGGACAUUUUUUUCUGUGUUCUAGUUGCAGUAAUUAAAUAUGGAAUGUACUCAUCAUAUGUCGUGUUGUAGUGCAUUAAUAUUAAAAACAAACUAAAGGAAAACCUUCAUCAUUCUAUGGUCUUGUCCAGCCUAUGGUUGUAGAAUUAUAAAAGAAAACAAAGAAAUUCGGUGUACUGCAAUUUUUCUUAUAUUUUAAUUCAAUUAUUAUUGUGUAUUGGCGAAAUAUAAAUUUUUUAAGACAUGAUGAUAUUGAAUGUAUCUAGUUUAUUUUAUAUAUUUUCAAAAACAGAAUUACAUUUAUUUAAUAAUUUAAAAAGGCGAAAGCUAUUGUCUUUAAUAUCAUUGUAUAAUAAUAAUAACAACAAAAGAAA
This is a messenger RNA of Nicrophorus vespilloides, 2475 nucleotides long. Its product is annotated as ATP-binding cassette sub-family F member 2. Gene Ontology annotation, molecular function: ATP hydrolysis activity; ATP binding. The coding region runs from base 145 to 2013 and encodes 622 amino acids. The transcript is spliced from 5 exons. NCBI's taxonomy places the organism in Eukaryota, Metazoa, Arthropoda, Insecta, Coleoptera, Silphidae. The record is from RefSeq and is a predicted model, not a curated record.